UCGCGUUCGUAUUAUUCCAACUCAUUCACAUAGUCCACAUGCUGUAUAAGCGGAAACAGUCCUUGAGGACCUAUAAUAUUCCGUUCAAUGACGGACGAUGAACACAUACCCAAUUCCCUGGAUUAAGAAUGCUUUUGCAAUCUUAUAAAAACAUUAGAAAUGUUCAUCUUAAACUUCAACACAAUCGGUUUUUGAGCACCUGUUUAAAACCUAUCAAACAGUUAGUACGAUUUGAAGGGCCGGAUGCUCAAAAGUUUCUCCAAGGGCUUACGACACAAAAGGUCUCAUUAGAGAAACCAUUUUACACGGGUUUUUUGAAUACAAGCGGACGUAUUUUAUUUGAUGCAUUUUGUUAUCCUGAAAACAUUACAACUACAGAAACUGGCAAACCAAGUCAGAGACUAUAUGUUGAAGUAGAAAAUUUUAGAACUGAGGAGUUUUUGAAACAUGUGAUAAAGUACAGACUUCGCUAUAAGUGUGAUGUUACAGCAGUUAAUCCUGAUGAGUUGAGCGUUCAAGUAGGAUGGGAUCAAGAUGCAGAUAAAGUUAUGAAUGAUAAGAAUAGCAUUGCAUCUAUGUGGGAUCCCAGAUUUCAAAAACCUCUGCUCAGCCGGAGCAUUGUUUCAUCGCAUGCGUGUAUCUCCAAUGCUGACCUGAACGAGUACGCGACAUUCCGAUUCCGACACGGAGUCGCUGAAGGUUCUUCGGAGAUAACUCCAGGGUCUGCAUUUCCCAUGGAAAGCAAUUUGGAUUGGAUGAACGGCGUCGACUUUUAUAAAGGAUGUUAUUUAGGCCAAGAGCUUACCGUACGAACAUAUCAUACGGGAGUUACACGCAAAAGAAUCUUUCCAUUUAUAGUAGAGAAUGGAGGCCAUAAUUCCGAUAUUCAGCCAUCAUCCAAGUUAGCUCUUGGUGCUUCUUCUAACCAAGUGAGUAAGCGAUCUCCAGGAAAGAUCCUUGUUUUACAAGGUAUUUAUGGGCUUGCAAUGUUAAGAUUGGAAUAUUUAGGACAACCACUUGAGUGUAACGGUGUGCCUAUUCGAAUUAUGGAUGAAGUAUGGAAAGAGCAAAUGCAGUCUUCAAACUCAAAAAACUGAAGUAAUCUUUUGAAGAAAUUAUUUUAUUUAAGUUUUCUUUUCUUUGUUUUAUGCCUUGAAAAUCUACGAAUCUAUGAUAUGAAUUUCGGUACUAAUUUGCUAAUCUUGAAAACCGGCUGGCAAAAGGGACAACAUAACUUUGAAAUGUUCUUUCUUCGCGGCUAAGUUUUUCUUAUAAAUGGUAUAUCUUGUGUAACAACCUCAUUCAAGCAUGUUCCUUUCGGUUUAUAUGCUGGCUGUUGGCCAAGAUAUAGAAAAGAAACCGCAUUAUAGUUAGCUAAAAAGUAUUUCGAUCUACCUGAAGCCCAAAUUAACAUUAAUUUUCUUUAUAGAUCCAACUACUGAUACUACUACUAGACCACUUCUUUCGUUUACUUUCAUGUUUUUAUGAAAUUUUCGCUACACCUCGCAAGAGCUCGUAAAGUUUAUGUUCGCUACUAUGAGCAUCCGAGCUAACUUAUCCUUUACUAUUCCCU
Schizosaccharomyces octosporus yFS286 is the source of this 1573-nucleotide messenger RNA. Its product is annotated as iron-sulfur cluster biogenesis protein. The transcript is spliced from 2 exons. Gene Ontology annotation, molecular function: protein binding. The coding region runs from base 129 to 1097 and encodes 322 amino acids. Lineage: Eukaryota; Fungi; Ascomycota; Schizosaccharomycetes; Schizosaccharomycetales; Schizosaccharomycetaceae. Gene Ontology annotation, cellular component: mitochondrial matrix. The record is from RefSeq and is a predicted model, not a curated record.